Molecule: messenger RNA, 2582 nt
Organism: Oryza brachyantha (malo sina)
Lineage: Eukaryota; Viridiplantae; Streptophyta; Magnoliopsida; Poales; Poaceae
Product: putative receptor protein kinase ZmPK1
Exons: 1
Coding region: 1-2457 (818 amino acids)
Biological process (GO): recognition of pollen; protein phosphorylation
Molecular function (GO): protein serine/threonine kinase activity; ATP binding
Source: RefSeq, a predicted model, not a curated record
AUGACCUCUCGCCUUGUAGCCUUCCUGCUGUUUGUGGUCACGCUUCCAUGUCCAUGGCGCGUCGACGCGGCGCGUGACUGGCUCGCCCGGGCCGCCUCGAUCGCCGUCGAGGACCACGCCGACGACGUCCUGCGCUCGCCGGACGGCACGUUCGCCGCGGGCUUCUACAAUGCGUCGCCCACCGUCUUCACCUUCUCCGUCUGGUUCGCGCGCGCCGCCGACCGCGCCGUCGUCUGGACCGCGGCGAGGGCGCGCCCCGUGCACAGCAGUGGCGCGCGCGUCACGCUCGACGCGCGCCGCGGCGCGCUCGUCCUCACCGACUACGGCGGCGAGGUGGUCUGGAACUCCACCGCCGGCAUCGGCCGGACGACGGCCUCGCGCGCCAGGCUCCGCGACUCCGGCAACCUGGUGCUCGAGGACGCCGCUGGCAACGCGCUGUGGCAGAGCUUCGACUACCCCACCGACACGCUGCUCCCGACGCAGCGGCUGACGGCGGCGACGCUGCUGGUGUCGCGCGACCGGCUGCUCUCCGCCGGCUACUACCGGCUGGGGUUCAGUGACUACGCCAUGCUCUCCCUCUUCUACGACAACGGCAACUUCUCCAGCAUCUACUGGCCCAACCCUUACUUCAGCUACUGGCAGAACAACCGCAAGAUCUACAACUUCUCGCGCUCGGCCGCCAUGGACGCGCUCGGCCAGUUCCUCUCCAGCGACGGCACCAACUUCGAGGCCGCCGACCUCGGCGCCGCCGGCGUCAGGAGGCGGCUGACGCUGGACACGGACGGCAACCUCAGGGUGUACAGCUUGGACGAGGCCACCGGGACGUGGUCGGUGUCGUGGAUGGCGUUCGGCAACCCGUGCAACAUCCACGGCGUGUGCGGCGCCAACGCCGUCUGCCUCUACUCGCCGGCGCCGGUCUGCGUCUGCGCGCCGGGGCACGAGCGCGUCGACGCGAGCGACUGGAGCAGAGGCUGCCGGCCGACGUUCCGGCUCGAGUGCAGCCGGCCGACGAAGCUGGUGGCACUGCCGCACAGCGACUUCUGGGGCUACGACCUCAACGACGGCGGCAUCAUGCCGUUCCACGACUGCGGCAAGAAGUGCCUCGAGAACUGCGCGUGCGUGGCGUUCCAGUACAAGGAGCACAUGGAGUGCUACCUCAAGAGCGUCCUCUUCAACGGCAGGACGUUCCCCGGCUUGCCGGGGACGGUGUACAUCAAGGUCCCGGCCGACUUCCACGUGCCGGAGUUCCACGUGCAUCAAUGGCAGCACGAGGGCGGCGGCCUCGCCAUCCAAGAAGACAUCGCCGGUUGCACCCCCGCCGGCGACAGCGACAGAAAGGUUCUCCUCAAGGUCUCCGCUUCACUGUCAGCUCGUGACGCGGGUAAGGCGGUGUGGCCAUACCUGUACGGGUUCUUGUCGGCACUGCUCGUCGUCGAGGCCAUCGUCAUCAGCCUCGGCUGCUGGCUCUUCUCAAGCAAAGGACUUUUCCGGCAAUCUCGCGUCUACGCCGUCGAAGAAGGCUACAAGCUGAUCACCAGCCACUUCCAGAGGUACACCUACGCGGAGAUCAGGAGGGCCACCGGCAACUUCACCGACGUGAUCGGCCGCGGCGGCUCCGGCGUCGUGUACAAGGGCGUCCUCGGCGACGACGAGAGGGUGGUGGCCGUGAAGGUGCUCAAGAACGUGAGCCGGCAGAGCGAGGAGGAGUUCCAAGCAGAGCUGAGUGUCAUCGGAAGGAUCUACCACAUGAACCUCGUCAGGAUGUGGGGUUGCUGCUCUCAAGGCAAGCACAGGAUUCUUGUCUCUGAAUUCAUAGAGAACGGAUCACUUGCACAGAAGUUGUUUCACAGGGUUGGAUCUGAUGAUGAUCAUGAUGUUCUUGAUUGGAAUCAGAGGUUCAGGAUUGCUCUGGGUGUGGCCAAAGGGCUGGCUUACCUUCACAAUGAGUGUUCAGAAUGGAUUGUUCAUUGUGACAUGAAGCCAGAGAACAUAUUGCUGGACCAUGAUUUGGAGCCCAAGAUUACAGAUUUUGGGCUGUCCAAGCUGUUGAACAGGGAUGGAUCGGAUGCUGCUUUGACACGGAUCAGAGGGACACGAGGGUACAUGGCUCCGGAGUGGGUAUCCAACCUACCGGUCACGGAGAAGGUCGAUGUGUACAGCUAUGGGGUGAUACUCCUUGAGCUGGUGAAGGGGGUUAGGGUUUCGGAAUGGGUGAUCCAAGGGAUCAAGGUUUGCGAGAUGGAUAUCAGGAUGGUUGUUAGGGUGACAUGUGAGAAGAUGGAAUCCAACGAGAGAGGAUGUACCGAUGAUCUUGUGGACUAUCGAUUGAAGGGUGAUUUCAACCAUGUGCAAGUGAAGAUGAUGCUUAAGACUGCUGUUUCAUGCUUGGAGGAAGAUAGGAGCAAGCGGCCAAACAUGAACUCUGUUGUGCAAGCACUUAUCUCGGUUGAAGAUUAAGGCUAUGCCUGUAUGUCACCUGAUGCAUUGUCAAUAUGUAUUUGUUGAUUGUUAUGUGUGAUAACUAGUUUUAACCUUAGACCCCUUUCAAGAAACAUUAGGAGUUUGUAUUGGCUAGUAGUACU